This is a messenger RNA of Entelurus aequoreus (snake pipefish), 1433 nucleotides long. It is a transcript of the gene ppap2d, whose product is annotated as phosphatidic acid phosphatase type 2D. Lineage: Eukaryota; Metazoa; Chordata; Actinopteri; Syngnathiformes; Syngnathidae. Gene Ontology annotation, biological process: signal transduction; phospholipid metabolic process; phospholipid dephosphorylation. Gene Ontology annotation, molecular function: phosphatidate phosphatase activity. The record is from RefSeq and is a predicted model, not a curated record.
CACAGUCUAGCAGGACGAGUUGAGAAGUGAAGCGCACUUCGGGUUUUUUUUUUGUGAGUUUACCGACUUCCAGCUCUCCUACCGGGACGCUCGCCCACCGCAUGCCGGCCAAACUGCACUGACCGGCGGCUGGCUCACUUGCUCGCGUCUCGCUGUUAAAAGUUUUCUCUUAAAAACAUGGAUUUCUGGCACCGAUGGACGGACUGAUAUAAGACAAGAAACCCGCUUCUGGCACUUGGAAAUAAGACUUUUUUUUUUUUUUUGUGGUCGAAGAGAGGCGACAUGCAGAAGUUUAAUGCCCGCGGGAGCAGCGCUCUGCCCCGGAUCACUGACAGCGAGGGGGCCGCGGAGGGCAAGGAGAACGGGGCUGGGAAACACUUCCUCGGCCAGGCUGGGGACGAGGAGGAGGAGGAGGAGAGCUCCAUCGGCACCAAGAGGAAGAUGCUCGUCGGUCUGGAUGUAAUAUGCUUGUGUGUCGCCUCCAUCCCAUUCUUUGCGUGCGAGCUGAAGGCCGUGACGCCAUACAGACGGGGAUUCUUCUGGGACGCCAGCAUUACGUAUCCCUACGUGGAGAGGGAGGCUAUCCCGGAUGGCCUGCUCAUCGCUGGGGGUAUCGCCAUCACCGGCCUCACGAUCGCACUGGGCGAGUGUUACCGGGUGCGUUUCCGAGGCGUGCGCUCACGGGCGUUUGUGGCCAACCGCUACGUGUCGUGCUUGUACAAGGAGCUGGGCAGCUUCCUGUUCGGCUGCUGCGUGGGCCAAUCGCUCACCAACAUGGCCAAGCUCAGCGUGGGGCGCCUGCGGCCCAACUUCCUGUCGGUCUGCAACGUCACCUACGCGUCCAUCGGCUGCACGCCGGGCAGCUACGUGUCCCAGGUCACCUGCCGGCAGCCCAGCCAGAAGAUGGUGGAGGAGGCCAGGAAGUCCUUUUUUUUCCGGCCACGCGCCUUCGCCAUGUACACCAUGCUCUAUCUAGCGUUCUACCUGCAGGCCAGGUUGUCAUGGCGAGGGGCCCGGCUGCUGCGGCCCCUGGUGCAGUUCAUCUUGGUGAUGAUCGCCAUCUACACCGGGCUCAGCCGCAUCUCCGACUACCGCCACCACCCCACCGACGUCCUCACGGGCUUCCUUCAAGGCGGCCUCACCGCAUACUGGGUGGCCUUCUACAUCUCCUCCAUGUUCAAGCCUCACACCCGUCCACACCUGACCCCCACCAGCAUGUCCCUGGAGAGUCCUCUGUCCAGCCAGCAGACUGUCUGUUAGCCCGGGGGCUCCCAAGACCACGGACACCACACAAGACCACGGACACCACACAAGACCACGGACACCACACACGUCCAAGCCUCCCAAGACCACGGACACCACACAUGACCAAGCCUCCCAAGACCACGGACACCACACAUGACCAAGCCUCCCAAGACCACGGACACCACACA